GGCAUCCACGUGCCGGUGCACCUGGGGAACAUCGACCUGGAGACGCCGUACUACUACGAAGGGAUCGUCGACCUUGUGCACAUGAUGUUCCUCAGCUUCGGAGGCCAUCUUAUCAGCCAGCAUCUUACAGCGGAGAACAAGGCAUUGGUCAGCGAGCAAGUAAGGCUGUCGGCCGACGCGAUUCACAGGCUGGGGGUGCUGCACAGGGACCUGAUGCUACGCAACAUACUGUGGAACGAGGAGACCGGGCACGUGAUGGUGAUCGACUUCGAGCGAGCAGAGAUGGAGCAGCGGACCGUACUAGGUGCCAUCUCGGCCAACCGCAAAAGGAAGAAGCCGGCAGAAAGCUUGGGCAAGCCAGCGCGAAAAAAGCCUUCUGCAUGCACACUGGAGAUACGGCGGGCGAUGUUUGAGCUGAACGGCAUGGCGCAGUCAAUUCGAUGCGGGUGA
Alternaria postmessia is the source of this 450-nucleotide messenger RNA. RefSeq lists its product as uncharacterized. The transcript has a single exon. The record is from RefSeq and is a predicted model, not a curated record. The annotation marks the transcript as partial. Lineage: Eukaryota; Fungi; Ascomycota; Dothideomycetes; Pleosporales; Pleosporaceae. Gene Ontology annotation, biological process: protein phosphorylation. Gene Ontology annotation, molecular function: protein kinase activity; ATP binding.